AGCCGAACCCGGAAGUCUCUACCGUGUAAAUUAGCUGCAGAGAAAUAAAGAUUGCUGUCAUGCAACCUGUCUUCGAGGAGCUCAGUUCCUCAACCCAAAACCACUCGGGUUUAAACACUGACAGGCGAGAAGGCUCUUUGACGAUAUCCUCCUCCUCCUCCACCCUACCGGCUAAUUCUCACAUGCACAGCUUCCCCAUGCUCUCAGAAAGCAGAAAACGGCAUCAUGGCUGUGAUGCUGAGGAAGAACAAGUUCCGCCUCAAGCUAAGAGGUUUCCAGGCCACACUUUCUUUUCUGAACUGGCCCAUGAUGUUUGGGACUCUGAGUCUUCCAGUAGUGACAGCAGUUGCAUUAGCAGUCCAGAGAAACUGACAGGAGCAGGCUCUGUAUACCAGCCUGCAAAGCAAAAUGGGAAAUGUGUCCUAGAAGAUUCCCCUAGCCCUAGCACCUCUGGUCAGUUUGGUGAAGAUGCAGGCUUUCUGCUGGGCGAAUCGGAUGACUCUUACCAUCAUAUCAACCGCAUCCUUAGAGAAGCUCACUUCAACAGCCUGAAAACUCGUGGCCAGCCAGGAGAAACCUGAACGUCUGGGAAAUGGAACACAGGGAAUCUUUUACAGUGGAAACGUACAUCAGUGGCACAAUGUGAAUCUCUCUUAAAUUUGACUUUGCUGCUUUGGUACCCAUUUUCAGCAUUUUUCAAUUUUCAUUAUGAGUGUCAGCGUUCAUUUAGAUCUUUACUUGGGUGCUUCAAUAUUAAAGAAAUCUCAGACAGCAUGCUACAUGAUCAUUACAUGUAAAUCCCUAUCACUCAUCUUGGCAGAUGUAAAUGGUGCUAUAUGUUAAAUAAUACAGUGAUACAUACAAAGUAAGACAGUUUCAACAAGAUGAUGUGCAUUGUUAGUGUAUGAACAGUGAGUGGUGGUGGUGCACAGAAGAAUUAUGCAUUUUUACUUUCUUCUUCCUAAAGACCUUUGCGAUCACAGAGAUGGUUUAGCUAAGCGCAUGGGAGCAUUAAUGCAUAAUGAUUGAAACGUAGUUAUAUUAUCAGUUCUAACCUGUAUACAUAGGACCUGAAGGUAAAUGUGUUGCAUUUGUUCCUAUUUGAGUUUAAAUUAUUCAGAUAGCUUAGUUUCAUCUUGUGUAUAUUAAAAAAACAACAACUCAGGCUUUGUGAUUUCUUCCUAGUGUGCCAUGAAGUCAAAUUGACAUCUAUAGUACAGAUCUGUGCCACACAAGCAUAUCCUUACCUUCAGUUUUUUUUUUUUAAGUGUGAACUAUUUGUUAUAUUUGUAUUUAAUAUUAACAAUUAUUUGAUUUUUUUUUAUUCAGGUAUGUAACAAUGUACCUUUCUUCAGGCACUUUUAUUAGCUAACUUAACAAGAAAUUAAUUAAGUGAAUUAUUUAAUUAAUUAAGUGAUGUCAAAGUAUUUUAGUUAAGAUGAAAAUAUUUGAAUCCACAGAACAAUUUGCAGAGCCUGAAGGAAAUAAUUUCCGAUUAGUCUAUUCGGUAUCUUUUCGAUAAACACUUUUUUUUUAAACCCUGGUUCAUUUAUCAUCAGGCCUUACACGUCUGGGUGAGCAGUGGACAAUGACAAGAAUGUGCUAUAUCGUCAUCAGCCUACAGUCUGUAUCUUUGUAUGUAUGUAUGUAUGAGUACGUUGUGUAUGUGGCCGGAGGUCAUACUUGUGCUUCCAAAUAUAAUGUUCGAGAGUUUGUCCUUGUAUAGCAAGGGUGCUGAUAUAGCUUUUAUCUUGCACUGUGGUAUGUCCAUAUGAAGGAGCAGUGGUUUUCAACCUGGGUGUUACUGGAUGGUUUUUAAGGAAGGCUCACCUGCCCAGUAUGCAGUGCUUUACAGUAUGUUCUAAAAUGCUUCCUUACAAAAUCAGAUGGGCAAAAACAGCUUUUAAACUGCAUUACAGUUAAAUAUUACAUUUAUUUGAAUACUUAGAAUGUGCACUCAAAUGGGAAGAAAUGUGUUUAUGGGAAGAAGUGUGCCUCAGGGGGGAAACGCAUUCAGAGGGUUGGAGUCUGUGCACCUCUGAUAAUUUUGAAUUGUUCUAGAGAGGGUUGCAUCGCAAGACUGGGAGCUCCAGUGUGAGUCAUGUGUUUGGAUUAUAAUUAUUACAAUCGCCUUCAUAUUUUGUAUGUAGAAUUGUACAGAACAUAGCUAGCACAUUUAUAAUUUAUAAAUUGUUAUUUUCUCAAAUGAUCUUCGUACAAUAACAAUAAAAGUUUUUAAAUACC
Messenger RNA from Clarias gariepinus (North African catfish), 2244 nucleotides. RefSeq lists its product as uncharacterized. The coding region runs from base 60 to 581 and encodes 173 amino acids. NCBI's taxonomy places the organism in Eukaryota, Metazoa, Chordata, Actinopteri, Siluriformes, Clariidae. The record is from RefSeq and is a predicted model, not a curated record. The transcript has 4 exons.